Topomyia yanbarensis is the source of this 6118-nucleotide messenger RNA. RefSeq names its product collagen alpha-1(IV) chain (gene vkg). NCBI's taxonomy places the organism in Eukaryota, Metazoa, Arthropoda, Insecta, Diptera, Culicidae. Gene Ontology annotation, cellular component: collagen trimer. Gene Ontology annotation, molecular function: extracellular matrix structural constituent. The coding region runs from base 354 to 5777 and encodes 1807 amino acids. The transcript is spliced from 8 exons. The record is from RefSeq and is a predicted model, not a curated record.
CAGAACAUUCGAUGGUACGUCGGUUCCCAACGGACGGACCAUUCUCUGUCUCACGCGGUGCCAUCGUCGUUGUCACUGUCACUCCGUAAGAUCGCACAAGAAAGUCUCCCAAGGGCCAGCGGUAGUUUCCUUCAGGACCGGGCCGUUCGGAAAUUUCUCUUUAUAUAUUUUGCUCGGUUUGGUGAAAACUCUUCGACAGGACAAAUUGAGCUCCGCGGACGGCAUCGAAAAAUAAAGAAAAACACACGAACAAAAAAAGUUAAUCACCAUGCGUGAUUAAGCAUCGAACCCGAUUUACUUUUGUGCAACCGUGAAAGUGGCUAAAUAAUUUUAACGCGUUUUCGGUUUGGGAAAUGGUGAUAUCCGCAGGCUCUAAGUGUGUGAGCCUGGGGAGCAAGCUUUUGCGAACGAUGCGGUUAAACCGGAAGCUUUCUGUGCCGGGCGUUUCCCACGUGAUAGUGGUUGUGUUUGGUGUGCUGCUACUUGCAGAUCCAUCAUCGGCGGUGGAUUGCAUCCGGACGCCAUGUGACUGCAAAGGACUUCAAGGAGCACCGGGGCAAAAAGGUGUACAUGGUAUUCCGGGAUCGGUCGGUUUCCCUGGUGAUAUUGGCUUUGAAGGUCCUCCGGGUUAUCCUGGCAGUCGAGGUGAUCGUGGUGAAGUUGGAUCCAUGGGCGAGAAAGGUUACAGAGGAGAGACCGGCGCACCGGGGCCAGUUGGAUAUCCAGGAAUUCCGGGCUUUCCGGGAGAUGAUGGGCCACGUGGUCCGCGGGGAAUAGAUGGAUGCAACGGAACGGACGGUGCCAUGGGUAUCCCUGGAAUGCCAGGUUGGCCAGGAGAUCGCGGACAACCAGGUCUUCAAGGACCCCCUGGUUUUCGAGGAGAUUCUGGAGAAGGUGGUAUAAAUUCAAAAGGAACUAAAGGAUCUAUGGGUGAACCAGGUCGACCUGGAGCGAUGGGGCCGCAUGGAUUCAAUGGAAGCCGUGGGCUUCCUGGUUUUGAUGGUAUAGGUGGAUAUGAUGGACUUCCAGGUUCUAAAGGAGAGAUAGGUGAUGAAGGCGAACCUUCCAUUCCGUUCUGCCCAGGCGAACCUGGUGAACCAGGAGAGCCAUAUUACUAUUUCUCUAGCAAAAACUCUACGGUUAGUAAAGGUGUGCAAGGUCCGAAAGGAGACCGCGGAGAAGAUGGUACUCCAGGAUUUCAUGGUAGAAAGGGAGACUCUGGAGCCUAUGGUGAGCGUGGAUUAAAAGGUUUCAAAGGAGAGGAAGGAAAUGUUGGUGAUCGGGGAAAGCAAGGAAAAGAUGGUCCACCUGGUCCUCCUGGUGAUAAAGGAGAAAAAGGAGCUCCUGGUUAUGCGGGUCGUGAUGGAGAAUUCGGAGACAAAGGUGAAGCUGGUGAUAACGGUCAGCCAGGUGUUCCUGGAAUUCAAGGUACUCGUGGUUCUCCUGGCUUAUACGACCCAACAUUGGCACCAAUAAUAAUCGGGCCAGUAGGACCGCAAGGUGAUGUUGGACCCCAAGGCAAUCAAGGAUUAGGAGGAAUACCAGGAGAUCCAGGACGACGUGGUUUAAUGGGCUUCCAGGGUCCACCCGGAGAUCCCGGGUUGGAUGGUCCUCAGGGAAAAAAGGGUUCCACGAUUGCUGGACAACGAGGUGACGAUGGAGAAAGUGGCCCAAGAGGCCCUGCCGGCAUUAGGGGAACUCCAGGUCCAGGUGGAUUGUACGGUCAAAAAGGGUUCCCAGGAAGAGACAUGCAAGGAUUGAAGGGUGAAUCAGGUACGCCUGGUUUGAAUGGCGAAUACGGGGAGAAAGGUGAUCAAGGAGAACUCGGCGAAACUGGUGAUAAAGGUCUUCCGGGAAUUGGCGUUAACAUCACAGGACCAAUGGGACCCGACGGUAUACCAGGCCGGCCGGGCCCAAUAGGUGAUGCUGGAUGGAACGCAUAUAGUGGACCUAAAGGAGAUAAAGGUUUUACUGGUGAUGAUUGUGGAGUUUGCGCACCUGGCCCUCGAGGAAUUAAGGGCGAUGGUGGUGAUAUAGGACGUCCUGGAUGGGAUGGAAUCGAUGGUAACCGUGGUCUUACUGGUCCUAGAGGUUUGAAGGGAAUGUCUGGAAAAUCAGGAAUUCAAGGAAUUCAAGGCUUGAAAGGCAUUCCGGGUGAAAACGGUGAACCUGGCCGACCGGGUGAUAAAGGUCCAAAAGGUUUCAUCAUUCGUCGGGGCAGUUUGGUUUCUUAUCCUGGUGAUAAAGGAGAUGUAGGUUACCGUGGCUUGCAAGGUGAACAGGGUGAUGAAGGGUAUUUCGGAAGUCCUGGCGAACAAGGAGGCCCUGGGGAGCAAGGCGAAGUCGGUAACGAUGGUAAUCCUGGUUUAAGAGGUCGUGAUGGCGAUCCAGGUAUCCCUGGACGAGACGGUAUUCACGGUCGAGAUGCUGCUCACAAUUCCUACACGAUUUGGUCCUUGAGAGGAACUCCUGGAUUGCCCGGUGAUAUUGGUUUCAAGGGAGAACGAGGAGAUCAAGGUAAUCAUGGGGAGCCUGGUUCCGUUGCCGAUGUGGACUACAAGAUCAUUGGAGAUAGGGGACCACGGGGAGAGUUUGGGGAUGAAGGUUUGAAGGGAGUAAAAGGAUACAAAGGAGAAACGGGAGAAGUAGGAUUCGCAGGCCCAGAUGGCAGACCAGGCCCUCCAGGUAGCAGUAUUCAAGGUCAAAAGGGUCACAAAGGAUACUUUGGAAUGACUGGUGAUCAUGGACAGCAAGGAGAGGAAGGUUUACCUGGUUUACGUGGGAUAAACGGAUCUAAUGGUUUGAUGGGUCUAAAAGGUGCACGUGGAGAUCCCGGACGAGCUGUGCUAUAUGGUGAAAUGGGAGAAGAAGGUGAAGCUGGAUAUUUCGGGGAGUUCGGCGACAAGGGGUACAAGGGUCCAGAUGGUUUUCGAGGACCGCCUGGAAUAGUCGGUGCUAAGGGAGAAAAGGGAGACGACGGUAUGAUGGGACGCAUUGGAUUACCUGGUAACAAGGGUAUGGUGGGAGAUAUAAUCUAUGGAAACCGCGGAGCACCUGGCGCACCAGGAAGACCUGGCCUCACUGCACCAUACGGAGACAAGGGAGAGCGGGGCGAACCCGGUAGCGAAGGCCCACAAGGACCGAAGGGAGAAAUCGGUGAUACCGGGCGGGAUGGCCUACCAGGUUUACCUGGUGAUGAUGGAGAGCCUGGUGAACCGGGUCUCCGAGGUAUCCGUGGUUAUAUGGGUGAGGAAGGAUACCAGGGAGAGCGUGGCGAAAUUGGAGACCCAGGUAAUAUUGGUUUGACGGGUCGACGAGGAGAAGAUGGGUUGAGAGCGCUGAAGGGUGAAGCAGGAGAUAUUGGAGAGGCCGGUUUUCCUGGAUUGAUCGGUCGUAACGGGACCAAAGGAGAACUAGGUGAUAUAGGUUUCCAGGGUGCACCGGGUAUGAAAGGAUCCGCUUCCUUCAGUGGCAAUAAAGGUGAAGUUGGAGUGUACGGAUUGCAUGGUCCUCCCGGAUUAGCUGGUGCGGUGGGGUUGCCCGGAUUGAAAGGAGUUGAAGGCGAUGCUGGAACCGUAAUUGAUGGCUACCCUGGUAUAAGCGGUCCCAAAGGUGCACCUGGCUAUAAUGGUCGACCAGGGCGACCUGGAUUCAAAGGAGAACGUGGUGAAGAAGGAAAUUUAGGUGCCAAAGGUAUUCAAGGUGAUAAAGGUAAAGACGGGUAUCCUGGAAUCAACGGUCGCUUUGGCAAAGAUGGACCACGAGGUUUGAUGGGGCUGCGAGGACUUUCGGGCAGUAGAGGUGAAACCGGAGAACAAGGAGAAAUUGGCUUUGUCGGAUUCGUUGGAGAAAAGGGCGAACGGGGCGAUAUUGGUCGUAUUGGCCUAUCAGGGCUGCAAGGUCUACCAGGAGAGCAAGGAAUUCCCGGACUACCAGGUGAACUAAUAUUCAGAGCACCACAAAAAGGUGAUCGUGGUGAACUUGGCCAACAAGGUUUCGAAGGAUUGUCUGGAUUGACAGGAUUGAAGGGAAGGCCAGGUUAUCCUGGCGAAAAAGGAGAUCCAGGACCAAGAGGAGAGCCAGGAUUUGCAGGACGGAAUGGUUUAGAUGGACUGAAAGGACAGCAAGGAGAACCAGGAUACAAAGGACCACAUGGUACACUUGUUACUCGGCCAGAACCAGGAGAUCAAGGAGAUGCGGGAUACGAUGGGUUCCCAGGUCGACCAGGUGUAAGUGGAAACAAGGGUGCCCCAGGAGACUAUGGUGAUGAUGGCCCAGUCGGAUCCCGUGGUAUGGUCGGUGCAGUUAGUGGUGCGUUCAAAGGAAUGAAAGGUGAAAUUGGCUUUGAAGGUGCUCCAGGAUUGGAAGGCCUGCCAGGAUUGCCAGGCCCGCAAGGAAUGAUGGGAACACCUGGUGAAAAAGGUCUUCCUGGAAGCAUUGGUUUCUCUAUCCGCGGCAUUAAAGGAGAAGUUGGAAUGGACGGAUUGAUUGGAUUAGAUGGAAUGCCGGGACCAACCGGUUUCCCAGGUGACGUAGGCCCAGUUGGACGUCCAGGUCUGCGAGGAUUACCGGGACUGAAGGCUGAAAUCGGCGAAGUAGGUGAAGGGGGCUACUUUGGACGUUUAGGAUUAAAGGGCAUAAAGGGAGAGCGAGGUGAUCCGAUACCAUUGAACAACUGGGCACCAACCCAACCCGGCGAUCGUGGUGUUCCUGGAAAUAAGGGAGCUCCUGGUGAUGUGGGUGAUAUGGGUCUACCUGGAUACCCGGGACUUGUUGGUCUUAAAGGAGAAAAAGGACGACAAGGCUUCGCUGGUGAGGAGGGACAAAUGGGUAUCAUGGGCGAAAAGGGAUUCCAAGGAGCUCCAGGACGUGAUGGUUUAGACGGAUAUCCUGGUCUGCGUGGCGAAAUCGGUGAUGCAGCACCACCACCUCCUCCUGCUAAGAGUCGAGGCUACGUAUUCACAAAGCAUUCCCAAACGGUGUAUGUGCCGGAGUGUCCUCUUAACACCAUCAAAUUAUGGGAUGGCUAUUCCCUGGUAAGUGUUAUCGGUAGCAGCAGGACAGUGGGACAGGACCUAGGAACUGCGGGAUCAUGUUUGCGAAGGUUCAGCACAAUGCCAUAUUUGUUCUGUGACAUUAAUAACGUUUGCAACUACGCUACCAACAACGACGACAGUAUCUGGCUUGCUUCCCCUGAACCGAUGCCGAUGUCGAUGGCGCCAAUGAAAUCUCGAGAAGUAGAGAAAUACAUCUCAAGAUGUUCAGUGUGUGAAACGAGCACACGAGUGAUCGCUAUCCAUAGUCAAACAAUGGCGAUUCCAGAUUGUCCUGGAGGAUGGGAAGAAUUGUGGAUCGGUUACAGCUACGUGAUGCAUACAACUGAUAACACUGGUGGAUUCGGAAUGGAUUUGACUUCACCAGGAUCUUGUAUGGAGGACUUCCGCGCUCAACCAGUCAUCGAAUGCCAUGGACAUGGCACAUGUAAUUUCUAUGAUGGUAUCACUUCAUUCUGGUUGACUAUCAUUGAGGAUGGCGAAGAAUUCAGCCAGCCAAAACAACAAACCUUGAAAGCCGAUCAGACUAGCAAGAUAAGCAGGUGUAUAGUCUGCCGCCGAAAGGCCGGUUUCCUGCGAGCGCUCUCGGAUGGUGCAAUCAGUGCCUCGGCACUACGCCGCCCAAACAUCGCAACUGUUCAGAAACCGUACUAUCCACCUCCACCUCAGCAAUCGCCAAGACGACGAAUUCGGCCAGGAGGUAGAUCACGAAACCGUCAAUAAGGGGGACGCCCUUUGGCCUUUUAGUAGAUUGUAUAUGAAAGUCGUUGAACUCGACUUUAGUUAUGUUAAUUGUGCCAUUUAAAUCUUUGCAAAACUUCGACUAAUGAACUGCCGCCAAUAGCAUUUUUUUAACAAAUCGCAAAGAUCUUGACGAAAUAUAGGACUUCUAUUUGCUAAAAACUGUUAGUGUAAUUACCAUAAUGCUCCUAUUUCGCUUCCGUAAACAGUUUGGUAAAAGUUAGUUACUAAGAAAACCCAAUGCCAAAAAAUGAGGGAAAGUGUACGUUUUCAAUGUAAGUUAAAAGAAGUAAACUAUUAAAUAGCAAUAGGAAUCAUGUAAA